Molecule: messenger RNA, 3522 nt
Organism: Linum tenue
Lineage: Eukaryota; Viridiplantae; Streptophyta; Magnoliopsida; Malpighiales; Linaceae
Source: the annotation of a GenBank genome assembly
CACGUGGACAAUAGAUUGGUUUCGUGAAGGUAACUCUUGGCAUCCGAAACAAAGGGUUUAACAAGAAAAGAACCAACCAAAAGCCAUGCACUUGCCAUCCAACGUGCUUCAAAGUAACUCAAAACCGAAUUGGCACAUUGGAUGCGGAAAGUGCUUGAAGCGAUUGGGUGUCCAAGUAACUUCACCAUUUUUUGUUAAUAAACCUUAUUCUCGUCCACUGUUUUCUCUGAAUUUCUGUCGAAAACAAAGGCCACAAAGCACUCUGCCCUUCAAUUGUUUCCCAUAAUCUCAUGUGCUAAGAUCAUUGGUCUCUUCCUUUCCUGUGUGCUGAGACUCAUCCUGGGUUUCCUGACAAGUGGACAAUUAGGCGUACACUAAUUGGCUGUGGGACAGUAAGGUUGACCAUUUACUUCCUCUGACUCCUCCACCUGUCUUUUCUCCACGUAUAAAUUCAGUACCAACUAUGUAUCGUCGCAUGAUUAAAGCCUUACCGGUCUUUCACAACAAUCAGUAUAACAAGAUCAUCAGACAAGCUACCAGCAGUUGUGAGUUCUCUCCCCGCAAAACUCAAACUCCUGUUCCAGAGCCCACCAUGUCCAGUUCUGCGGGCCUUAUCAUUCCCUGCAAAGGUACUUCUAUUCUACCACAACAAAGCGCAGAGCUUUCUGCGCUCCCGGUGGGCUUUUCCCACUUUCCCAGUUGGCCGGCCGGUGCUCGGCCCUUUGCUUUAACAAGGGUUUUUUUCUUUUGGUGUUUGCCUGAUUGCAGCUGCAGUUGCAUGGGAAGCAGGGAAACCGCUAGUGAUGGAGCAGGUGGAAGUGGCUCCACCACAGGCAUUGGAAGUGAGAAUCCAGAUUAAGUACACCUCCCUCUGCCACACUGAUCUCUAUUUCUGGGAAGCCAAGGUCAGUCACUCUAAACUUAACUACCACCAUGAUUUUUCUGCAGGGAAAAGUACAUAUAGUUGGUCCCUUGACUCCCUUCUAAGAGUUUUUACUGCAGAUUUUUCUCAAGCAUAUCUGGUCCCUUCUAGUUAGCUUUCAAACUUAAGUUGCCAACAUCAUGUGGCUUCAAUAGAGCAGGAACAUGUGAACCUGCCGCCAUACUUGUCUGCUUUAUUGGCUUAGCGUCUUCUGCUUCUUUGAAAUCACUUUCCAAGCUCGAUUCUUGAUUAUGUACAUCCAUGUCCUACAGACACAACAGGUGUGUGAAUGUGGCAUGCUCAGGAUCGUCUUGUAUGGAACAGAACUGUGACACUUUUGGUGGUCCAAAAUGAAAACGUCAAAUCCAUCAUAGCCCUCAGAGUUGGCACUUCAGAUAAAAAAAAAAGCUCCCAAUUUUUAACUCACUACAUGAACCUGUUUCUCAUCUGCUGUUUCAGGGCCAAACUCCACUCUUUCCACGCAUAUUUGGCCAUGAAGCUUCUGGAAUUGUCGAGAGCGUUGGAGAAGGGGUUAAUGAUUUCCAGGUCGGAGACCAUGUUCUUCCGGUAUUCACAGGAGAAUGUGGACAGUGCAGGCACUGCAAGUCCGAGGAAAGCAACAUGUGCGACCUGCUGAGGAUAAACACCGACAGAGGUUUCAUGCUCAACGACGGAAAAUCCCGUUUUUCAAUCGACGGGCAGCCAAUACAUCACUUCCUCGGCACCUCUACCUUCAGUGAGUACACGGUUGUGCAUUCAGGUAGUCUGGCAAAGAUCAAUCCACUUGCACCACUGGACAAAGUGUGCGUUCUCAGUUGUGGCAUCUCAACAGGACUGGGUUCCACGUUGAAUGUGGCGAAACCAAAACAGGGUUCAACAGUAGCCAUCUUUGGUCUGGGAGCUGUUGGCCUAGCGGUAAGUUUCAACAAACAGUAACUGUGUCCUGCUGAGUAACAUCGAAGAAGAUACUGCAGAUGGUGAGGAAUGUUACCUUGACAUGUUGGCUAACUGUAUUAAUUUAGGCUGCUGAGGGCGCAAGAAUUGCUGGAGCAUCCAGGAUCAUUGGCAUCGAUUUGAAUCCAAAGAGGUUUGAGGAAGGUAAGAGUUGCUUGUCUGCUUGUCAUUACAGAAUCACGCCUCUUAAGUAAAGAGCACUGACCAGCUCACCUUCUUCCAUUCCACCUGGACUUUUCAGCAAAAAAGUUUGGAGUUACAGAGUUUGUGAACCCGAAGGACCAGGACAGACCAAUUCAAGAGGUCGGCAUUUCCUUGCUGAUUCUGCACGAAAAUUGAACUUCUUAUGAAAUAUUACCACCCAUUUCCAGGUAAUUGCAGAGAUGACCGAUGGCGGCGUUGACAGGAGCAUAGAAUGCACCGGCAACAUCAAUGCAAUGAUUUCAGCUUUUGAAUGUGUUCAUGAUGGAUGGGGAGUGGCAGUCCUUGUAGGAGUCCCUAACAAGGAGGCAGUGUUUAUGACUAAACCCAUCAACUUGCUUAGCGAGAGAACGUUGAAAGGCUCUUUCUUCGGGAACUAUAAACCAAGAACCGACCUUCCAUCUGUCGUUGAAAUGUAUAUGAACAAGAAGCUGGAUGUCGACAAGUUCAUAACUCAUCGAGUGCCUUUCUCAGAAAUCAACAAGGCCUUUGACUUGAUGCUGAAGGGGGAGGGCCUGCGAUGUGUUAUUGAUAUGGAGAAGUAAUAUAUAAGAAAAGUAAUGGAAAGAACAUCCUACUCGGUUAUGUGAUCAGCUUUAUGCAAUUUGUUCGUCAUGUAUGUCCUCAAUCUGACAAUGAAGGUGUGAGCAAACAAAUACAAGGAAAUAAAUAGAAGCCCAUUUCGAAGCAAUGGGGAGUGUAUUUUCAAGAGUGGCAUUGACCCAAAAUCUGUAGAAGCGCUUGUAUUAGUAAUAUAAAGAUGUAAGGAACAGCAAAUCUAUGAUACACCUGAUCUAAUACCAAGAAGGAGCCUUUCAGAUAUUUGAGCUUCUAGGGUGAUCAUGAACCUCCAGUUGAAGAUAUGAGGCCAGCUUUUUCGGCGUGUACUUCGUCUUCCACCAGGCAAUUUCUCCUUCUCCUCCUAUGACACCAAUAUAUGAGAAGGAGAAACAUUCCUUCAUUGCUGCUGCUAAGCCUGUGCCAGGACUAUUUCUUGUACUUCUCCAUUAUUCUUCGAGCUUCCUUUAAAGCUUCCUCCUCUGAUGAAAAAGUCGGAGCGUCCGAGACUCUGCCUCCUUUGGGACCUUGAUCUUUGUUCAAGGCAAUGAACAGGAAAUAUACCAGCCCCAUCGUAGCCAGGGCAAAGAACGCUGUAGACAAGAAUGAUUUCAGCAGAAUGAAAGAAACAGUGAGCAGAGCAACGGUCACUGAAACUCUGGCAAUGGGCCUUGGAAUGGAGACCUGUGAGGAAAGUCUAGCUCCAUUAGAAAGAGUGAUUCUCAAUCGCUACCAAUUGGGAUAGGAUGCAGGGGGAAACCUUACAGGCACUAGCCUGAUUCCCGCAUCGAUGCCAUCCUUCCCAACCUUCCACACGGCUUGGAUAACUGUUCAGAUUGUGAAAGACAUAGAUUAGAAGGGAGAAAAGAAAGAAAAUUAGCAAUGCU